AUGGCGACCGAGAAGUCAGUCGAGCACUCCAACGUCGAGACGGUCACCACACCUAAUCCGCCCAAUGACCAUGGCAAAUCUGCUCUGAUCACCGACAACUUCUUGGAGCAUGAGCAGACUGUCUUUCAGGUCAUUCGGGAUCAUCCGGCCUUGGUCUGGUGGGCUUUCUUCUUCAGCGUCAGUGCUAUCGGAUGGGGAUUUGAUGCCCAGGUCAACGGAGCAGUUCUCUCCAUCCCGUCUUUCCGACGAGAUUUUGGAGAAGAGUACGACAGUGGCUAUGUGGUCCCUGCUCCAUGGCUAAGCGCGUUCAACUCGAUUUCCUCCGUUGGACAGUUCUUUGGAGGCUUUAUUUGCAGUAUCUUUGCCGACCGUUUCGGUAGAAGACUGGCCCUGGCCAUUGGCGUGCUCAUUUCUUGUGGAGGUAUCUUUGGAGAACUCUUUUCGACCGCCAGAGCUGCAUUCCUGAUCAGCAAGUUGAUCUUGGGAGUCGGACUGGGUUUCUACCUCACUAUCGGACCCUUGUACUCUUCUGAAGUCUCGCCUGUUGUCCUUCGAGGUAUCACCACCGCAGGUGUCAAUCUGGGUAUUGUGAUCGGCCAGUUGCUUUCCAACGCAGCCAUCAAGGGAUUCGGUGAUCGGGAUGAUAGAUGGGCAUACCGUGGCCCAUUUGCCAUUCAGUUCUUCUUUGUCGCCUUCCUUGCCCUUGGACUUCCAUUCUCCGUCGAGUCCCCUUGGUUCCUUGUCCGCCAUGAGAGGAUGGAGGCCGCUCGAAACGCUCUCCAGCGCCUCUACGGCCGCGGAACGAACGUCGAGACAAAACUCGUGGCCAUUCAGAUGACCGUUGCCCAAGACCUGGCAGCUCAAGAGUCCAAGUGGUCUGACGCUAUCCGUGGCCCCAAUCGCCUUCGCACUGCAAUUUCCUGCGGAGUCUUCGUUUGCCAACAUCUCGUUGGAAUCAUCUUCGUCCUAGGCUUUUCCACAUAUUUCUUCCAACUGGCCGGUCUCCCUACCGAGCGGUCAUUCGAUCUCGGCGUGGGAGUUACCGCCUGCGGUGUCGUUGGAACCAUCAUCUCCUGGACCAUCGUCAAUCGUAUUGGAAGACGUACCAUCUUCAACUCCGGCAUGGCAAUUCUCAGCAUCAUUAACUUGCUCAUCGGUAUCCUGGACGUCGUUCCCACCAGUGGCGCGAGCUGGACACAGGCCGCACUCACUGUGGUCUGGGCCUUCUUCUACCAAGUCAGCAUUGGAGCCGUCGCCUUUGUCCUGCUCGGUGAAACAUCCGCGCCCUCCCUGCGUGCUAAGACCACCGCCAUGGCGACCGCUACCCAGGCUGUCUUUGGUAUUGUCAUGAACAUUGUCGUGCCAUACAUGGUCAACCCGGAUGCUGGCAACAUGAAGGGUAAAGUGGGAUUCGUCUUUGGUGGGCUGGGUGCGAUCGCAACGGUUGGUUGUUUCUUGUAUAUUCCGGACUUGAAAGACCGCACUUUCGAGGAGAUCGAUACUAUGUUUGCCAAUCGCGUGCCGCCACGCAAGAUGGGAGAAUAUGUGGUCGAACAUUAA
Molecule: messenger RNA, 1560 nt
Organism: Penicillium cataractarum
Lineage: Eukaryota; Fungi; Ascomycota; Eurotiomycetes; Eurotiales; Aspergillaceae
Exons: 4
Coding region: 1-1560 (519 amino acids)
Biological process (GO): carbohydrate transport; transmembrane transport
Cellular component (GO): membrane
Molecular function (GO): carbohydrate:proton symporter activity
Source: RefSeq, a predicted model, not a curated record